AUGUCGGUCCCUUCAACGUUUGAUGCAGUGAGAUCACACCUCGCUCAAGUCCAGGAGAACCCCUCCGUCGCCUUGGACAUUCCUCUCAUCGACAAGUUGAAGUUGCAACUAGUCGAAUCCACCGAUCGUGUAGUCCCUGCCACUCUUCUAUCGCAAAUUUCUGUGCUCCUUCCCAUCUUGCAAGAAGACCCUACACCUAUUACAACCCUCGGAAUCAGAGCUACCGCCUACUUCACCUUCACCGAUCUCCAAGCUGUCGAUCCUCCGAUCAAUCUUGUCGCUGGCUUCAAGGCCCCAUCACCACCAAUCAAUCUCUUAGCUCUUUCACUAUUAGCUAAAGCUGGGCAAAAAUACAGUGAAGCUGCCAUAGUGGCAGGUGAUUCAGACUUGGUGGCUUCGCUCGUCGAGCUAUGGCUUUCAACAUCUUCGGGCGAAGUUGCACAGGCUGCACUCGACACAUUAUGGGCGCUUUUGGAGGUCGACGUUGCUAAUCACCUGGAAAAUGGAGAAUAUGAGCACACUGGUGACGAGAGUUAUGCCGGACAGGGGCUCUUGUGGAGGAGGCUAUUCACCGAUAAGGAUGUCUACGGUCUGUUGUUCGGACUAUGUAGCCUCCAAAGUGAUGCACCCGGUGGUCUUUCUAAACGCGAAAGAACGCUCGCACAGGGCAGACUAAUGACACUCUUGGCGAAAGCCGGAAAACUACGCUGGGACAUCAUCUCAACAGCCCAAGUACCGGAGAUCGAGGCUAAAUACCAGAGCAGUAGUCUUCUGCAUUUUGCAACCUGUCAUAUGGUCCAAGUGACCGAUGUCUUGAUGCACAUGACGCUGCUCAACUUCUUCCGCGAGCUGCUAGAGAUCGAUGGACCGGGCCUCGUCGCUCGCAGCUCUGUGCAGUCUAGUUCCACUUUCUCGUCCCCUGCCCUCGACUUCCUUGUCGAACACAAACUGCAUUCCCAAGUGCUGACUUAUUACCUUGAUGAGUCCAAGCUGGACUCGGUGGAUCUUCUCUACCUAUCUGGCCCAGUGAUGGCAUAUGUGGCUCGGUACGCCGAGAUGUAUCCCAACCACUUGUUGCAGAACCCUUCUACCCUACUUGAUGGGAUUAUCUCCCGCAUCAACAGAUCUCUCGCUAUUCCUAGCGCGCAAUGGGCACAUGGUGAAGUACCCACAGGUCACCUUGCUAUUUUAGCUUCACUCCCCCGAGUGCUUCUCGUAGAAGCGGGCAAACAUGGUGCCAACCCGGUUCUCGCAAUUCCCACAAACCCUCCCAACAGCGAAGCUCUAGAUGUUCUGGCAAAAGUUUUCCACGGACCUCAGCGAACUGGGGUUUCCGAUUCAAUGAAUUUGAACACAUCCGGCUCAACUCCAACUGACUGGGAACGCGAAGCAGCUGCAGCGCGCAUCCUCUACUUCCUCUAUGUGAACCAAAACCCCACUUUCUGGGACAAUGUCGUAGGGGCUGCCGACGUGCUAGUGAUGAAAGAUGUUGCGUUGUCGGCCAUCAAUUUUAUGAAGGCUAUUACAACAGCGAACUGGAAACCUUCGCCUUCAGCACCUGUUAAUCCGUCACGGUUCCAGCUGCCCUCCGAAGAGGGUCUGGGUCAGUUGUCUCCAGCCACUAAUGGAUUUUUCCCCACGUCAGGAGCAUGGGCAGCUCUCACCCCGCCUGCCCUGACUACCCUUCUUCCAUAUCUUUUUAAGCCACCUCGCACUUACGCAGACUUCGUCGGGGGUGGUGCAGGUGAUUCCCAGAGUGUCGUUUGGAAAGUUGCCACUGCGAAACAUGAUGUCCUCGUCGCGUUGUAUAGCCGGUUGCAAGAAACUGAUGGCCAGAUGGAAGGGUUCGAAGAUAUCAUGCAAACGUUACAACAGCGCGUGAACCAGGGUCCCUGGGGACCUGUGCAAUCUGGCGGGACUCAGGUAGUGACUGCCGGACUAUGA
This is a messenger RNA of Penicillium mononematosum, 1944 nucleotides long. RefSeq lists its product as uncharacterized. NCBI's taxonomy places the organism in Eukaryota, Fungi, Ascomycota, Eurotiomycetes, Eurotiales, Aspergillaceae. The record is from RefSeq and is a predicted model, not a curated record. The coding region runs from base 1 to 1944 and encodes 647 amino acids. The transcript has a single exon.